AUGGUUAAGAUUAGUACGCAAGGAUAUACACAGAGGCCCAAGUGUCUUGACCUGAGCGAGGACCUGUUACCGUGGAACGGUGCCCGACGCCAGUUCCAGAGAAUGGGAGGCGACCUGGUAGUGCCCUUCGACGUAGCGGCAAUUGGAGCCUACGCCGGUGUCCAAGCAGAUAGCUAUCAGGCCUUACUACCGGUUUCAAGUUGGAUAAAUGAGAAGGAUUGGCAACAGGACGGUCUUCUAGUUGUAACAGAAAGAAAGGAUACACAUGACAGCCGUACUUCAAAAAAUGUUUGCCCCUGUUUGCCCCUGAUUGGAAACGAAUAUCUUUACCUGAGCGAGGACCUUUUACCGUGGAAAGCAUUCCGAAAGUCGUACCAUGUUGCCAAGAAAGUAGUACCAAGGCGACUUGCUCUUAAAGCCUUCGUCUUCGCCAGUAUUAAGGGCCCCGGAGUGUGGGUCGGCGACACGGACAAGGGGAGUGAGGGCGUAUGGGCGUAA
This is a messenger RNA of Penaeus monodon (black tiger shrimp), 498 nucleotides long. RefSeq lists its product as uncharacterized. NCBI's taxonomy places the organism in Eukaryota, Metazoa, Arthropoda, Malacostraca, Decapoda, Penaeidae. The coding region runs from base 1 to 498 and encodes 165 amino acids. The transcript is spliced from 5 exons. The record is from RefSeq and is a predicted model, not a curated record.